UGAGGCUUUGUUAGGAGAGGAGGAAGAGAAAGAAAGGUCUAAAGUUUUUCUGUUUACUCUUUCAGAUUGAAAACCCCAGGUAUUUGCGAGAGAAGCCCAUUCCCUUGUCUCCAAUUUUCAAGUCGAGCUUUGGAAGGAACAGCAACUUGUCUGAUGAUCAGGGGACACAACUUGUGCAGAGCAAGGAGAUUGAGAUGAAGAUCAAAGUACUGGAGGCCAAGCACCAGGAGGAAACACUGAAGAUGCAGCAGAGACACGAUGCAGAUGUUGAAAAAAUUCUGGACAGAAAGAAUGGUGAGAUUGAAGAGAUUAAGAGCCUGUACCGGGCCAAGCAGAAGGAAUCGGAGGAGGUGAUCCGUAAGCUGGAGAGGAAAGUUCAAAGUGUACUGCGGGAAUCCCAGGUCAUCUGUGAGAGCAAAGAGAAGCAGAUUGCUGAGCUGAAGAAGAUGUCGGAUCAGAGCAGUGACUCCCUGAAAAACGAGUGGGAGAAGAAGCUGCAUGCUGCUGUAACAGAGAUGGAGCAGGAGAAGUUUGAAUUGCAGAAGAAACACACUGAGAAUAUCCAGGAGCUGCUGGAGGACACCAACCUCAGACUGACUAAGAUGGAGGCUGAAUAUAAUGCUCGGUCACAAGCAACAGAGAAAACGGUGCGUGAGCUGGAGCUGCGGGUGAAGCAGCAGUCUGUGGAGGUGGAGAAGGGCAACAUGCUGCGUCAGAAGGUGACACAGGAGAAGGCACAGUUGGAGAUCCACAUUGCAUCCAUCAGUGCCGAACUACAGGAGGCCAGCAGACGAAUUAUGGUCCUGCAAAAAGAGAAGAAGCAGCAGAGUGAGCAGUUCGAGCAGACCUUGCAGAAGUUCCAAGCCAAACACGAGACUGACAUGAGCCACUUACAUCAGGAGCAUGCUCUGUCUGCUGCUAAGACCUCUGAUGUGAUGGAGGACUUUGAGAAAACUAUAGCUCAGCUCAAACAGCAGCUCCUGGACAGUGAACAUCAAAGACAGAGACAAUUCAGGGAUCAAGAGAUAAAGUCUCAGCAGGAAAAAGACGAACUGCAGAGCAACUGUGAGAAAAAGGUUUUGGCAACCCAAAGUGAAGCAGAAAAAGAGAGAGCAGAAGCUAAGAGGAAGAUUGCCAGACUCGAAGAUGCACUCAGAGAGAUGGAGAGCCAGUUGGACAGAGCCAGGGAGAGCCAAAGGCUGCAGAUCCAGCAGGCAGAUAUGGCACUGGAGCAGUUCAAGAAACAGGUGGAGCUCAGCUCUGAGAAGGCCUACGCUGACAUGAAACUCCAGAUGGAGAAAGUAGAGAACGACCUCAUCCGCUCCAAGUCCCUCAGGGAGAACCAGGCCAAGGAGUUCUCCCUGCAACUAGAUGCACUCAGACAAAAAUAUGAGCAGCAGAUGGCUGAGCAGCGCAUGCAGCACGAGCAGGAGAGGACGCGGCUACAGCAGCAGCACAGCACGGAAAAGGACAGCCUGGUUCAGGAGCGCCAGCGGGAGGUGAGCAGCCUGGAGAGGCAGGCCAGGGCCGCUCUGCAACAGCACCAACAGCACACCCAGGAGUGGAGGAAGCGCGAUGCCCAGACAAUUUCUGAUUUGGAAGUCCAGCUGUCAUGUCUUCAUGAGGAAGUCCAGGCGGCCCAUGUCCAGCACAAGCAACAGCUGGCUGAGAUGGCAUUGCUCCGGGAGGAGGAAAAGCAAAAGGCAUUCCUGGACAAGGAGGCAUCGCUGGACCGGCUCCGCUCCGACAUGGAACGCAUCCGAAGCGACCUUGAAAGAAACCACCAGCAGGAGAGGGACGCUGCUCAGGAGAAGACCAACAGCAGGUUGAAGCAGAUUGAGAAGGAGUACAGCCAGAAGCUCGCCAAGUCUGCCCAGCUUAUUGCAGAGCUACAAACAUCUGUAUGUGACUCUAAAGAAGAGGCUGUUCGUCUACAGAAGGCAAUGGAGAGGCAGCUGGAGGAGGCCAAUACUCGUUGGGACCAGGAGAGGAGGACAAUAAUGCACCAUGCCGAUCAAGCCAAUAAGGCUCUGCAGGAUAAGGUGGAAAGUCUACAGAGGCAUCUGCAUUGCUCAGAAAAGACACUGCUUAGCAAAGAGCUGGAGAUUGAAGAGAAGGUGACUGAUGUGCGUCAGGAGUACGAGGAGAAAAUCAAAGGUUUGAUGCCGGCAGAGCUCAGACAGGAGCUGGAGGACACUAUCACGUCACUGAAAGCGCAGGUUAACUUCCUUCAGAAGAGAGCCUCUUUGCUACAGGAAGACCUGGAUGCCUGCCGCAGCAGGAGGUAACCCCAGACAAACCACAGCCCAACCUUACUCUGGGAUAUGAAGGAUAAGACAACCAAUCAGAUGUGAGCAUUAAAGACUGUUACAAGUAUUUUACACACCUGUCAUGCCACUGCAUAAGUCAUCUUUUAGUUUGAUGUGCUGUUGUCUCUUGUGGUUUUAACAUUUUGAAUGAUUUAUUCAUCAUCAGAUUUUAGCUCUUACUAAAAUAUAUAAGUUUACAACGUUCCAUCAUUUAAAUGUUAUGUUAUUUGAUAUUAUCAGUGCAAUGUUAUUAUUGUCAAUGAUAUUUUAUUUGAUAUUAAUUGUCAUGUCCACUAAAAUGCACCAUUUUUAAUAAA
Molecule: messenger RNA, 2626 nt
Organism: Scomber scombrus (Atlantic mackerel)
Lineage: Eukaryota; Metazoa; Chordata; Actinopteri; Scombriformes; Scombridae
Gene: cep112
Product: centrosomal protein 112
Exons: 21
Coding region: 195-2288 (697 amino acids)
Source: RefSeq, a predicted model, not a curated record